Messenger RNA from Trichoderma virens Gv29-8, 2883 nucleotides. RefSeq lists its product as uncharacterized. NCBI's taxonomy places the organism in Eukaryota, Fungi, Ascomycota, Sordariomycetes, Hypocreales, Hypocreaceae. Gene Ontology annotation, molecular function: serine-type endopeptidase activity. The transcript is spliced from 5 exons. Gene Ontology annotation, biological process: proteolysis. The record is from RefSeq and is a predicted model, not a curated record. The annotation marks the transcript as partial.
CGCCGACAGGAUCUGCUCAAUAAGUUCACAUCCAAAUUCCGUUCAGCCUUAAAUCAGGUAGAAAGAACCCCCACAAGAAAUGAACUCAGAGAAGAAUUCUCGGCGGAGAUAGAAGAGUGCAUGACAGACCAAGGAGGGAGUGGUCGCUUUAAUAUUCUUCACUGGAUUGCAAGACUGAUGGAGCUUGUCCACAUUGGCGAUGGCACAGCUAAUUGGCCGGCUGCCGAAUGCCUCGCCGAAAUAGCAACCAGAAUGAAACCUGAGAUGUUAUUGGCAGAGGAUGACAAGAGCAAAUUAACGCCAAUUCAUAUGUUUAUCGAGUGUGCUCAAGUCGCUCCCCGCAGUGCUGGGAGGGUCAUCUUAGCCAUGUGUCGAGCUGCCGGAGGAUCUCAGGGCAAAGCGAACCCCUUUGUUUCCGAUGCAAUCUCCAAAGUCAAUAAAGAAGGUGAAAAUGUCUUACAUUUGGCCAUUCAAAAAGACCUCGAAAUCUGUUCACAGCUGAUUGGAAUGGCCAACCCCGACGCUGUGACCGCCAGCUGCAAAACAUAUCAAAACACACCCCUCCACUUGGCGGUAACUAGGCUUUGUCUUUGCACUGAUACAAAGCGCCAAGAGGAUUCUGGUCUGUGCGACAACUACGAAUUGUUGGAAGAGAAAACUAGGAGGUUCCUGGAUGACAUGGCCGCCUUGAUUGCCAAGAACCCCAAGGCGCUGAUGGCAAAGGAUUCGGAGGGCAGGUCUCCAUAUCUUCAUUACGUGCAUCUUCGGGACACAACAGUAAAGGCUACCACUUCCGGCCCACCCGAUACUAGUUGCACGAAGAAGUCGUUUGAGGAAGACCUCGUCGAGACACAUCUUGUUGAAAGCGCAUUCAUCUUGGGGACCUUUGACAAGGUAUGCGAUUGCUUCUUCGGAGGUAGCAUCGAAGAACGAAAUUUAAACUCGGUGUUCCGUCCCGAGCGUCCGUUGGCUAGAUUUGACGAGAGCACAUACACUUUUUUCCAAUUCGGCAGCACAGUAGCGCAUGUGGAUCUCAGCAUUGACCCCGAAAAUGCUUCCGGCGAACUAAGUUCAGUUAUCGUAGAAGAGGCCAGAGGAGUUCUCUUAAAGACAUUUCAGAUGCUUUAUAACAAAGGUGUGCGGAGGAUCCUGAAACUGACGGUUCAAGACAUCCCAAAUGCGCCUUGUGAUGACGAAUUUAUCGUGUCAUGCCUUCGACAAUUCGAUAUUCGUUACCUCGACUGGAACAAACCUGAUCUCUGCAUCGACAUUAUCAUAGAUGCUGUUCCAAGAGUCUCUGACCUCUGCCUCUAUUUCACAGGAAAUACGGCUGUGAUAAGAGGCUGGGCAGGUAGUAAUGGCCUCGUCAAUUUGAACCAGUUGAGAGCGGUCCACAUCCAGUCCUGCGCGGGACCAGAGGCAGUCAGACGCCAGGCAUACAUGGACAAAUUUCAGAUGGGUUUAUGUGAGAACAUCCAAACUAAUAGAAAAUUCGAAAUAAUGAAAAUGGCAUGGCAACGUAACCUGUAUGGCCGCGAUCAGCUUAGAAUACACCAAAGCCCAUCGAAGCAGCCAACCUCUCCAGAGGCGGGAGAUGGCCCUGUGAGGAAAGAGGCUAAGCCUGCAGAAGAUGAAACGAGCACGUUGACAAUUGAAGAUGAGAAUGCCAAACUGAAGGUUCGAAUAGCAACUUUUCUCCUCCAGAAAGAGACAUACGAGCGAAGAACUACUCGUCGUUUACGAGAUGAUGAUGAUCUGAAGGGAAAAAAUGGUCAACUGGCUGAGAGCAUCGAUAUCACCGAGCUGCAAUAUUGGGGCAUACGCGAACUCCGUGAUUGCUCCUGCAUGUUCGACUUCCUUGCAGUUAACUUUCGUGUCAAAAAACACCUAAUUGAGAGAGAACCUGACGACGAAAAGAAAGCAGAGCCGAGAGAGAUGCCAUUUGUAAACAGGAAGUCGGACACAGAUGAACAUGUAUGGAUGAACACUUUGAGGGAUUUCGUCUCCAGAAAUUUGCAUGGCAAUAUGCCAGAAAGGAGAGUAAAGGUGGCAUUGAUUGAUGAUGGUGUGGAUGUUAAUACGCCAUGCUUGCGGGGGAAAAUCAAGUGUGGAUGGCCAAACGAGCCGCCGACCAGCGUUUCCGUACCAUGGUACCAGUCUUUUGGAGGCCAUGGCACAGCCAUGGCUCAUCUCAUAACCGCCGCAUGCCCAAAUGUGGAAUUCUAUGUUGUUCAGCUCAAGACCUUCAACAUUGGAGACCAGCAUAGCGAUAGCGCGUGUAAGAAUGCAGCCGAAGAGGCAACAGAGGCAAUUAAGUGGGCUCGCGAAAACAAUGUACACAUUAUUUCGAUGAGCUGGAAAAUAAGGGAGACCGAUGAAAACCGGGAUGAGAUGCUCGGGCUUAAGUCCGAAUUGGAACGGGCUGCUGCGGAUGGCAUCCUAAUGUACUGCGCAGCUCCGGGCCAACAUAAGCCAAACGAGGUGUUCUGCCCAUCUUCCGGAAGGAGCUGCGUAAAAGUUGUGGGCUCCGUUGAUAAAGAUGGGAAAAUGUCAAAGGGUGUGAGCGCUGAAGAAGUUGACUACUUCUUCCCAGGAGAAAACCUGCAGGAGAUUGGGCUCCGCAAGGGCAAUUCUGCUGCAACAGCGCUGGCGGCGGGCUUUGCUGCCCUUAUCAUCUGGUCCUACGAAUCCCAGUCCGCUAAUAGCCAGAAAUUGACUCCAAGUGACAUGGACCACAUAUUCAAGACGCUUCAUCCCGGAGGCAAAGAAUGCAAAAUGAAACCCAAGGAUUCCCCAUCUAACUGGGUGAAUAUCAUGAAAAUAUUGGGCCAUGGGAAAGGAGUUGUUGAGCUGGCUAGAUGGGUAUCACUAGAGCUAGAAAGG